ACUAAAGAGAGAGGGAGUCGAGGGAGAGAGUAGUAAAAUCCGGGAAUUCUUGUCUGUGGCUCUCGCUCGUUCCAGAGCGACCACAUUCUCUUUUUACUAAAGAAAAUUAUUUACCACUUGUUUUUACCAAAAAUAUUACAAAUAGAGCUUAGCGUAAUCCAUCAACGAAUUACGAGAGCAAUGGUUAAAUAAAUAAACAACGAUACCCACACAAAAUAUAAACACGCGUUUAUACAGUCGUCUACAACAUGAGAUUUGUCAAAACGUUGGAAAGUUUUUUCACGAUUAUCACCGCAAUAUUUGCCCGACAAUGAUUUCAGAACAUUGAUGGAAUGCGCAAGAGAAAAACGUUGAUACCAGGGAUAUGUUUCAACAAAUUUUCUUGUAUAUAUUUGUGUCAUGAAUGAAGAAGAGCUUAUCAAGCGGUCUGCCGCUGAGCGAGACAGAAUAUUCAGUUGUUAUGAUCGCGGAAGAGAAAAUGGUGCACAAAUUGAUGCUUGGGAAGAUCCAGCAUACGAGGUUUAUCAUACUACUGACAGAUAUGGUUUUAUUCAUGACAAACGCUUGCCGAAUGCCAUGGAUAACAAUGAUCUCAAAUUACGCCAUGUUGAAAUGGAGAGACUGAAAAAAUGGGAAAAAAUGAUGGAAAACUGGAACAGUGCGUCGACAAAAGAAAAAUUGAGACGCAGAAUAUACAAAGGAAUUCCCAAUCGCUUGAGAGGACGUGUUUGGACUCUCUUACUUGGCAUCGAAGCUCUGAAACAAGAGCAAGCUGGAAAGUAUGAGGAGAUGCUUAAACUGGCGAGACAGUGGUCUACAGAAAUUAGACAGAUCGAUGCUGAUGUUGCUAGACAAUACAGAGAUCACAUUAAUUAUAGAGAACGUUACAGCAUCAAACAACGCUCCAUGUUUUACGUACUCGCUGCUUACAGCAUGUACAACAUGGAAGUUGGAUAUUGCCAAGGAAUGUCGGUCUUAGCUGGCUUGCUGUUGCUUUACAUGGACGAGGAGGAUGCUUUUUGGGGACUUUCCGUUCUACUUGCAGAUAAGAAGUACAGCAUGCAUGGUUUUUACAUCGAUGGAUUUCCAAAAUUAAAUCGCUUCAUCGAACACCAUGACAAAAUAAUGACGAGAUUCUUACCAAAAUUAAAACGAAAACUUGAUAAAUGUGGAUGUGAUUCCAUCUUGUAUUCGCUGAAAUGGUUCUUCGUCGUUUUUCAAGAACGUACUCCAGUCAGUCUAGGGCUUCGAAUAUGGGACAUAUUUUUGUUGGAUGGUGACCGUAUUCUCUCAGCAAUGGCUUAUACAAUAAUGAAACUCCACAAACGUUAUUUAAUGUCGUUGGAGGGACUCGAUGAAUUUUGCAAUUAUUUGCAGAUCAAAUUAGAAAAGGAUUUCCGAUAUGACGACGAUACGGUUGUAAAUAUGAUGCAGCGCAGUGGAGAAGAACUGAAAAGGGCUAAACUUGAUUAUCCUGGAGCACCCUUGCCAGCCGAAUUGCCAAGAUUUCCGUUUGGAACCUUUAAAGAGCCUUCGUUCACGAGCAAGGUUGGAAGACGAGCAGAAGAAUUCAGCGAAGCUCAGCACGCGAUGAGGGAAUCAGUGGCACAGCGACGUACAAUGGCCGAGGAAAUUGAGGACACGAGAAAUAGUCCAACCCCUGCGGACGCGUCAAGCGGCGGCGACUUUACCGUUCGUACCUCGAUACGGCUGGAGAAACCAGCCGGGAUAUCGUCGCAUCAAUUUAUUACCGAGAGGAAUCUAUCUGCAGGAAGCAAAUUUUCGCUUGAUCCAAGCCUAGACGACGGUGGAUCGCCGCACGGUUCUCGUCGUUCAUUGGCCGACACAUCGGUCACGUCGACGGCCGAUUUAUCGGUAUUUAGUUCAGCGACGCGUUCUCAAGCUCUCGAUAAUAGUCUUGAUACUCAAAGCAACAUAUCCGAAGGUAGCUCGGGUAGCAAUGGUUUGCCAACGCCACGAGCAACGCCCCAUCAACCGAGUCCCGACGUUGUAAGAAUUUAUGUACCGUACACACCACUCUCCCAAGCCUCCUUCAAAGAGGAAUUACAGCGUACUCUGCCACGCUCAUUAGAGACUAAUAAAAUAAGAAUUCGCAUUGAUCCGGACGAGACACCGGUAGUUGAGAAUCUCAAACCUUUUACUCUUGAGAGCCCUGAAUUUGAGCUGGAUUUGAAAUAAAUAUUCAUUGAGAUUACCGAUGAACAACUAAGGGACUGAGGAACGAAAAUCCUAUGAAAUGAGAGAAUGAGGAGGAGAGGCGAAGAAAUUACGGUAAUAUUUCCAUCCUUCCUGAUACUUACGUCUAUGUCUUAAACGCCCUCGAAACACGAAGAGAUUUUAAGUAUUAUUGAGGAAAGAGUGCUAGGAAUUAAUAACGAUAUACAUUAUGUAAAGUCAACUGAAAAAAACCCAGCUACGAAAGAUGAAAAUUGUUCAAUAUGUAAAAAGAGAGAAAGAUAAAUGGAACGAACGAGGAGGAAUGUGAGAGAGAGAGAGAAAGAAACAGAGAGCGCAUUAUCUAGAAAACGAAAAAAAAAUAAAGUUCUAGUAGUGUGUAUAGAUAAGUUCGACAUUCAACUGAAACAACUCAAGAUGUAAUUUUAAUUGACGAAUUUAGCUUUCGAAACUUGUGUGUGCGUGUGUGUGUGUGUGUUCCAUUGAAAAUUGGAACUUUUACGAAGAUCUGAUCAAUUAAUAUUCGAUGAUUGGGAGUUCUGCAUUUUCAGGUUUUUUCAAAAAACUUGCGAACAAUGGUAACAUGGAAUUUGGACUUCUGGUUAUUCUAAUCGGCAAUACAAAAAAGAUACAUAAAUAUAUAUAAAUAUAUCUAGUUGAUGAUACUGACCGAAAUGAAAUGGUAUCGAUUGAAAUUAGUAUUAUAUACUCGAGAAUUGAUCACUCUAAGUUUUAUUUUUUUAAGUGUGUACGUACAUAAUCCAUUUAUGAUUGACCUUUGAAUUGUGAAAUGUGGUAUAAUGAUCAUUAGGACAAGAAAAGAAACGAAUAUUUUCAAGGAAUUAUUGGAUGAAAAUUAGUCUUUUGUUUUCAUGACCCGCACGAUUCGAGGGCUUUUAAAUUUAAGAACAUAACUGCGAUACGGUUACAACAAAAAUUCAGUCAAUAUCGAGACAAAAGUGGUUUUUACAGUUUUCCAGAAUUGAAUCAUGAACUUUUUGAUUUAUAAAAGUUUUCAGAUGGAAAAGAAAUAUAAUUUUAUCUGUUAUAAUUCCAUGUUUUUUUUUUUCAAUUUAUGAUAUUAAAUGUGAUAUAGACUUUGAUGCAUUCUUCAAUGUUUCAUCGGUUCCCUCAGUAUAAAAUAUUGAACUUUGCUCAUUACCCUAAAUUUAGUCGCAUAUCUCAAUUUACUCUCUUCUGAAUUUUUGAGAAGUUAAAAUUUCAAAUUUUCUAUAAACUUAUUACUUAGAACAAAUCAAUAUUAAUAUCGAAAGAUUUGAACAUUCGAAUGUAAAUCCACUUAUUUAUUUCUCUCUGGAAAGGAAACUGUGAAAAACACUUCCUCUCAACGUUCAUGGAUUUUUGAAGUGACUCUAGGGCACUCUUAACGAGGUGUGUCGAUGAUUAUAGUUUACUUGAACCAACGAAUGAGAAUAUGUGUUUAACCCUGCCGCCGUCUUCAUCGUCGAUUUAAUCCAAUCUGAAGAAAAUUUUCUACGUGAAAAUUAGACCGAUCGAGUAACACAGGCCGAAAAAUUGUCCAUACACGCAUUGAUCGAAUAUAACAGACCUUUAUAGUUCCGAGUUUGAAUCAAAGAAUGUCUGGACCACCGCAAGAGAGUUGAAACAAUCAAAUGAGAAUCGACUGAAAAAAAUUAUUGCUUCUCCGUUUUUUGAAUGCCUAGUUCUCAACAAUGAAUUCGUCGUAUUCUUUAGGGAAAACGUUCCUAGAAUGAGAACUUGGAAACUUUGCAAUUGGACCAAGAUCAGAAAACUUUCAGUCAUUUUGACACUUCACAAACAUUGAUUUUGAUUGAUGGGAAUAAAAAAAAAAACACAUUAUUCGAAAGAAAUUCGACAGAUAAUCAGACCUUUUUUUUUGUUCUUCCAGUAAAAUAAUUUUUUUGCUACAGUAAAAUGCAUAUUUUCCAGUAUAUUCUCAUAUUAACAUUUUGCCAGUUCUUUUUCUGCACCUAUCUUUAAAUAAAUAAUGAUUACAAUAUUUUUUUGUUUAACGUUACUCUUAAAAUUGAUGUAAAAUAUAUUUUUGAUAUUGCCUUUUUGAAAAAACAUUUCUAGCAAUAUAAAAUGUUUAAACCAAAACACAUGUGAAAAAAUGUUUCCGCAAUUAAAAGAACUUGCCAUUUUUUAUUUGGAAGUAUGAGUGAUAAUUUUUUGGUCGUAUGUAAUAAGCAGCAUAUAAUUUUUGUUAUGCCGAAGAAAAACUCAGAUUUGAGAUUAUAAAAAGAUUCUCAAAUUCCUUAUUUUUUUUUGUAUGAAGAUGAUUAACGUUUAAGGAGAUAAAUACUCUCACAACUCGAUGGGCCUAAUUUCAACGCGAGAAAAAAUAUCUAAAGAAGACAAUGUGGUUCCUCCGAGUCUGAAAAAUUUGACGGCCGUAUUUUAAAAUCGAAGAAAAAAAAAGCGCGACAAUAUAUGUAAAGAUCAUCAUUAAGCUCUAAAGCACUUAGAUCAUGAAGCAAGAGCAAGGAGAACAAAGAAAAAAAUAUGAGAAACGUGAAGCUGAAGUUUUGUUAUUUGUACAAAACGGAAAGUUAAAAUACCUGACGAGGAUCCCUCCGAGGCCAUUGUUUCUUCUUGCCUAAUUAAUCACCGCUCUCUGUUAAUUGUAAAAUUGUCAUUGAAACGAGCCAAACGCGCGAAGAAUAGAAAAAAAAAUCUAGAAGCCUGCGUAGGAACACAGUAAUGUUCGUCAACGUUCAUGUUUCGUAUUGUAAUUCAUUUCACGAAUGGCCAUGUAUUCCAUCCGGUGAUUCAAACGUAGAACUGUAUAAAAACAAAAUGAAAAGAGUAAUAAUAUUGAAAGGAGAAUUCAA
This is a messenger RNA of Venturia canescens, 5033 nucleotides long. It is a transcript of the gene RN-tre, whose product is annotated as USP6 N-terminal-like protein. The transcript has 8 exons. NCBI's taxonomy places the organism in Eukaryota, Metazoa, Arthropoda, Insecta, Hymenoptera, Ichneumonidae. The record is from RefSeq and is a predicted model, not a curated record. Bases 400 to 2199 code for a protein of 599 amino acids.